This is a messenger RNA of Lytechinus pictus (painted urchin), 4619 nucleotides long. RefSeq names its product hyaluronidase-like. The record is from RefSeq and is a predicted model, not a curated record. The transcript has 3 exons. Gene Ontology annotation, molecular function: hyalurononglucosaminidase activity. The coding region runs from base 112 to 1461 and encodes 449 amino acids. NCBI's taxonomy places the organism in Eukaryota, Metazoa, Echinodermata, Echinoidea, Temnopleuroida, Toxopneustidae. Gene Ontology annotation, biological process: hyaluronan catabolic process; carbohydrate metabolic process.
UCGAUCGUGAGCGUACGGUACGAGUGGGCGUGUUUACUUUUUGUGGUGUCACGUGAAAUUUCCUGAGAACUGAAACUACACGAGUACAAGUUAGAUCAACAAUCAUCGAAAAUGCCUGGAAAUUAUUUUAGCUUCGUUUGCCAGCUUCUUCUCAUUUGUUGUCACUUCACGCCGUUCUACUGUUCAAUCAACAGAGAAAUAUUCACAUCCAACUCGCGCUUGUUGCUAAAUGAAUAUCAGGGCAAAAACGAUCACCUGGAAAGUUACGACCGAGUACGGAGCUAUCUCCCCGGGACUGCUGGCGGCGGAGCCACGCGUGGUUCCGGUAGUGAAGAAAACAUUUUCCGUGCGGUAUGGAACGUGCCGAAUUAUUGCGAGGAACGAGCUGGCGUGAAGCUGCCACUGAGUGACUAUGGUAUAGAAUUCAAUGACGAUGGAGGAUGGGACUCCGGGAAGGUUAUCUCUCUUCUUGGUGACAAACUGGGAUAUUACCCCUAUGUGAACAGCGUGGAUGGACGAUUCAUUAAUGGAGGUCUUCCACAGCUUGGUAACAUAACAGCUCAUCUGGAGAAGGUAGCCGACGACAUUCAAUCUAUGAUACCAGACCCUGACUACAAUGGCUUCUGCGUGAUCGACUGGGAGAGUUGGUACCCGCAAUGGGACUCUAUCGAACGUCGGUACAGAACCUACUCCAUAGAACAUGUUCGCCGACUCCAUCCAACAUGGGACAAUCUCACCGUGGACACCGUCGCAGAGCUAGAAUGGACACAGGGUGCCAAGCUUUUCUUCGAGAGCACGCUGAAACUCGGCAAGGCCAUGCGUCCCAAGGCUCUGUGGGGUUUCUACCAUUAUCCGUACUGUAACGUGAUUCCAAACACCACAACGUGUAAUCCCCCUGGGCCCGAACGCAACAAUGAGAUCAUGUGGUUCUUCAAUGAAACAACGUGUCUCUAUCCAAGCAUCUACUUGAUAUCUAAAUAUUCCGGCAGUUAUGCGUCGUCUGUUAGGGGAAGACUGGCAGAGGCGUUAAGAGUGAGAGAUUUAUCAAGUGAUCCAAAAGGCCCCAUCAUGAGCUACACAAGGUUCAACUACACUGAUACUCAUUACUUCUUCACGCUGGAAGAUUUAAACAACACCAUUCUCACAUCGGCCGAGUUCGGGACCAACGGUGUCAUCUUCUGGGGUGACAACUACGAUUCCAAGGUUGGCUCCUGCCAGGAGCUUCGACAGUACAUCAUCGAUGCUCUUGGACCUACCGUGGUCUUGGCAAGAGAGGGUGCUACAGCCUGUAGUAAGAGGGUGUGCUCUGGCCAGGGUAGGUGCGUCGGUGACAUACUGACCUGCAGCAAAGGCGAUGAUCGGCAGAACGGGAAGAGAAGCCAAAAGAAGGUCAGUGUCUGUACCUGCAGAUGUUUCGUAGGAUGGCAAGGGUAUGAUUGUAGCACUAAAGCAAAAUAUUAACCCAUUGUCUGCAGGAACCAGGUGAUCCCUAUACAAUGCCUAUGGGAAUUACCGAAGUCAGUAAUCAACAGGUUAAAGGUCAAGUCCACCCCAACAAAAUGUUGAUUUAAAUCAAUAAAGAAAAAUCAGACAAGCACAAUGCUGAAAAUUUCAUCAAAAUCGGAUGCAAAAUAAGAAAGUUAUGACAUUUCAAAGUUUCGCUUAUUUUUAACAAAAUAGUUAUAUGAACGAGCCAGUUACAUCCAAAUUAGAGAGUCGAUGAUGUCACUCACUCACUAUUUCUUUUGUUUUUUAUUGUUUGAAUUAUACAAUAUUUCAAUUUCUACGAAUUUGACGAUUAGGACCUCCUUGCCUGAACCACAAAUUGUUAAAAUAAUGAAAUUCCACGUAUUCAGGGAGGAAUGAAACUUCAUUUCACAUGACAAUGACGAGAAAAAUCAAAAUAUUUCAUAAUUCAUAUAAUAAAAUACAAAAGAAAUAGUGAGUGAGUGAUGUCAUCAGUUCCCUCAUUUGCAUACAGACCGGAUGUGCAUAUGACUCUUUUGUGAAAUGAAGCGAAUCUUUAAAAUGCCAUAACUUUCUUAUUUUACAUCCGAUUUUGAUGAAAUUUUCAGUGUUAUGCUUGUUGAAUUUUUCUCUUUUUAUUCGAAUCAAGUUUUGUUGGGGUGGACUUGUCCUUUAACCUGGCCAUUGUCUACUGGAACCAAGUGUGAAAUUUUGGGUUUUUUUUCCCCUUAUGAUAUUUUGGAGGAUUAAUCUAACAAAUCUUGCCCUAUUGACUAUUGGUUUUAAUUAUGUCUUUAUAUAACUUGAAAAUUGAAAUAUUUGGAGAAAAGGUCAGAAAAAUUCAAACUCGGCAAUGGUGGCAUUGCCAACCACAUAAUGUCUGAAAACAUUCUUCUGAUAUUUGUAGAGAAAUGUUUGGAGACAUUGCCACUUAUGUCAUAACUCUAAAAUAAGGGGUUUUUCUGAGCUCUCCUAAAAAUGUCUCAAUUUUUUGACAGAGCUUUUUUGACAGCCCUCCAGGGAAAAAGACAGUCAUAAUUUGUAAGCUGCAACUUGGGGGGUAAAUGGAUUAAUUUUGAUAAUCCUGUAUUUUUUAUAUUAUGUGGGAUUAGAUUUUUGGUUUCGUUUUCCUUUGUGGCCAGAGGUCUAAAAUUGUUUUAAAUAUGUAGUUUACCUGUGGUAGAUGGGACUAAUGUUUAUAUCUACGAAAUUCAUAUGUUUAGAGCUUUUAAAUGCUCAUUUUAUGUCUUGUCAGUUUUUAAAUACAGGGUAGAGUCUCGUGUGUCUUUUCCAACCAAAGUUUUAUGUAUUAAAGCCUAUAUGCCAACAUUACAAAAGUCUUCUUUAAAAAAGAGCUGAACUUUGAUUCAUGUUGUAUUUAUUUAAUAUUGUUCACAUUGAUGGAAAAAAAUACACAGGAAGAAAGAAAAAUCAAAUUCUUGCAGUUUCAAGAUAUCUUUGACUGAAGAAGAAUAAAUUAUUAAAUCUCCUGGGAGGUUGAUAUGACACAGGCUCAUAUUCUGAAGUCAGGGUUUAAAUUAAACUCGGGUCUAAAGAUGUGUUCUAACUGUUCGGGAACUAUAACAAAGUAAAACAAUAUUUCCUUCACCAUAAAAGUUUUGAAAUAGAACACAAUAAAUAUAAAAAAUGUGCAAUGUUUAUACAAUUUAUAUAUUUGGCUUGUCAUAAUUUUAGCACCUGGACCAUGGUCUAAAGUAAACCGAAUUUCAGUAUACAGACUAUAGUGUACAUGCAUGGGCUGAAAUUAAGAGGGUGGUCUGGUCAAUUAGUAUUUCACUUUUUUUAGCUGACUAAUCAAUGAUUUUUCGGGCACUAAUUUCCUGGGCCUCCUUUUAAAGGGGAAGUUCACCCUGACAAAAAAUUAUUUGUGAAAAUAGCAAAAAAAUAAUAAUAAAUGUUGCUGAAGGUUUUGAGGAAAAUCCAUCAAAGAUUUAAAAAUUAUAAGAAUUUUAAUUUUCUUAUUUGUGACGUCAUAUGCGAGCAGCUUCCCUUAAAUAGAUAAAAUAAAUGAAACGUUAAUUUUCUCAGAAAAAUAUGAAUGGAUUUUAUUGUACUUUCAGUAUAUCAACAGACAAAUUAUUUGACACUUGCUCCUGUAAGAAGAAAUUGUUUAGUCAUGAACCAUUAAAGAAUUGAAAUUUAUGCAUUUUAUAUUUCAGAACAAAUGGGGAUUUUCCUCAAAUCCUCACCAAUAUUUUUCUUUUCAUUAUGUUUUCUUGAAUAUUUAAAGCAAACUUUUUGUCAUGGUGAAGAUCCCCUUUAAUAACAUAUCAGAGACAAAGGUGAAAAAAGAAACCUUGCAGCUCAGAUUUGUUUUAAAUUAAACAUUGUUACCUUAUGCCUUUAAAUUCAUGUCAUGUUUACAGAACUUUUAAGUUUAUUUCUGUUUUGUGAUAUGCUUCAGGGAAUUCAAUCACACAGACGAAACUGACUACAAACUGAUGGAUGCUGUGUCAUUGGCUAUCAGGAGUCGGUUUCACGUGUCUGAUUGGGAAAAUAACAUCAGUCCUUUAAAAUGCUUGUUAAUUGUCAUCAGUGUGUAGUCUUAUAUGUUCCGUUCAUAUUUAAACAACUUUUUACCUGUAUUCCGUUUCGUUUUACUCGUGGUGAAAAAUACUAAAUGUUAGGUCGGUGAAUGCUGUGUGCUGGUAUACUGUACACUGCAUUGUAGGAGAAUAUGGCCCGUAUUCUGAAGUCGGGUUUAACUUAGACCGUGGUCUAACUCUGUGCUAAAAUUAUGGCAAGCCAUAAGUGUCAAAAUUUUUAUUAAGUGGUAUGUUUCUUAUGUUUGCUGUGCUCUUUCCUGAUUCAUCGAUGGUGAAGACAAUCCUCUAUUUAUACUUCCUAGACAAUUAUGAAUGAUUUGAGAGCCAAAUGAGCUGAAAUAUAUCUCUACUGUUAGUGAUUUAUGUAACAAUUGGCUAUCCACACUUAAACCACAACUUUAAACCUGAGUUUAAGGUAAACCCGACUUCAGAAUACAGGCCUAUGGGUCUAUCUAUUACUUUCAUUUUCAAAGUGUGUGCCUAAAACUACAUACAUGUAGUACCUUUGUUCUAUUCUUAUAUCAGUCUUUCACUUACUUUGAAAAAUCCUGACAAUAUUUAUCGGGAUUUUUCUUACGUUUAAUU